AUUGCGUCUCUUGGUUUUUCAUCUUCUUCUUAGUGCAAUCAAAUGUGUGUUUGAUUGAACAACUCUUCACGUAUCUUAUGGUGUUCGGUUUAGAUACUUGAAUUAAGGAGCAAGUUGAAUAAACUAUGGAACACUACGACAAGAUUUAUUUGGUUGUGUAUGGAGUCAUCUCAUGGACAAGUGCAUUCUUGUUAAUAAGAAAGAUUUUCCCGAAAAGGUCUUUUGAUUUCUGUAACCGUAUAGUUUCGACGAUUCAUGCUUUGUUUGCGGUUUUCUUGUCUUCUAUGUCUGUUCAAGACUGGAGAUGCCCAGUUUGUCCCUUGGCCUCAAACUCAACCCCUGUUCAGAUGAGAGCUCUAUCAGUCAGUCUUGCUUAUUUAAUCUAUGAUUUAGUGUGUUGUUUGUUUGAUAAGAAUAUAAAAAUAGAUAAUUCUGUUCAUCAUCUAGUUAGCAUUGUUGGAGUUGUAGCAGGUCUUGCUUAUGAGAAGUGUGGUUCAGAAAUGAUGGUUACAAUGUGGAUCACUGAAAUCUCGAGUCCAUUUCUCCAUUUAAGAGAGAUUCUCAAAGAGCUUGGUUAUAAGGAUACUGAUAUCAAUUUAGCAGCUGAUGUUUCAUUUGCGGUGAUUUUCUCAAUUGCAAGGAUGUGUGUUGGACCAUAUCUUUGCUAUGUUACACUAUCUGCCGAUAAUCCUAUUCUCAUCAAGGCAAUGGCCUUGGGACUUCAGUUAGUAAGUGCUUUCUGGUUCUUCAAGAUUGCAAGGAUGGUGAAAUAUAAAUUCAUCAAGAGAUCCGCAUCCAAAACCAAAAGCAGUUAGCUUUAUCCCCAUUUAUGUAUAACAAUUCAUUCAAGAUCUUUACUUUUCUUGAAUAUAUAUCAUAAUUUUCAAAUUUCAAAUAUAAUUAUUUAAUUUCCGCUGGA
Molecule: messenger RNA, 919 nt
Organism: Lactuca sativa (garden lettuce)
Lineage: Eukaryota; Viridiplantae; Streptophyta; Magnoliopsida; Asterales; Asteraceae
Product: TRAM, LAG1 and CLN8 (TLC) lipid-sensing domain containing protein
Cellular component (GO): membrane
Source: RefSeq, a predicted model, not a curated record